AUGCAUUUUGAGAUAACAUUGGCGCUAGAGGAAAUCUUUACCAAAACCAGUGUUGAAUUUGUUAAAUGCCCUGCUGAAGAUAUGGAAGAGGAACAAGCUAUUAAAAGAUCUAGAAACACUGAUGAGAUGGUUGAAUUAUGCAUUCUGCUUCAGAGCAAGAAUGCUGCAGCAGUGAUAGGAAAAGGAGGCAAGAAUAUUAAGGCUCUCCAUACAGACUACAAUGCCAGUGUUUCAGUCCCAGAUGGCAGUGACCCCCAGCGCAUACUGAGUAUCAGUGCUGAUAUUGAAAUGAUUGGAGAAAUUCUGAAGAAAAGCAUCCCUACCUUGGAAGAUGGCCUGCAGUUGUCAUCACCCACUGCAACCAGCCAGCUCCCGCUCGAAUCUGAUGUUGUGGAAUACUUAAAUUGCCAACACUAUAAAGGAAGUGACUCUGACUGUGAGAUGAGACUGUUGAUUCAUCAGAGCCCCGCAGGAGGAAUUAUUGGAGUCAAAGGUGCUAAAAUCAAAGAACUUAGAGAGAACACUCAGACAACAAUCAAGGUUUUCCAGGAAUGUUGUCCUCAAUCUACUAACAGAGUCGUUCUUAUCGGAGGAAAACCUGAUAGGUUUGGAGAGUGCAUAAAGAUCAUCCUUGAUCUUGUAUCUGAGUUUCCCAUCAAAGGACACACUCAGCCUCACCAUCCCAAUUUUUAUGAUGAAACCUAUGACUAUGCUGAUUUUACAAUGAUGUUUGAUGACCGCCAUGGAUGUGCUGUGGGAGUUCUCAUUCAGGGAAGAGGUGGCUUUGAUGGACUGCCACCUGGUCUGAGUGGGGUUCCCAUGCCUCUUUCCAGAGGAGAUUAUGAUGAUAUGAGACCUCAUCAAGGACCUCCUCCACCCCCUCCUGGAGGAGGUGGCCAGGGUGGUAGUAGAGCUCGGAAUUUUCCUCUUCCACCACCACCACCACCUAAAGGAGGAGAUCUAAUGGCCUUUUACAGAAGAGGAAGACCUGAAGACCAUUACCAUGGAAUGAUUGGUUUCAGUGCUGAUAAAACCUGGGACUCUGAAAUAGAUACAUGGAACCCAUCAGAGUGGCAAAUGGCUUCUGAACCACAGGGUGGCUCUGGAUAUGAUUAUUCCUAUGAAGGGGGUCAUGCCUCAUAUGGUGAUCUUGGUGGACCUAUUAUUACUCCACAAGUAACUAUUCCCAAAGAUUUGGCUGGAUCUAUUGGCAAAGGUGGUAAGCGGAGUAAACAAAUCCGUCAUGAGUCAAAAGCUGCGAUCAAAAUUGAUGAGCCUUUAGAAGGAUCCAAAGAUCAGAUCAUUACCAUUACAGGAACACAAGACCAGAUACAGAACGCAGAGUAUUUGCUGCAGAUCAGUGUGAAGCAGUAUUCUGGAAAGUUUUUCUAAGACUAGUGAAGAACUG
Molecule: messenger RNA, 1408 nt
Organism: Dama dama (fallow deer)
Lineage: Eukaryota; Metazoa; Chordata; Mammalia; Artiodactyla; Cervidae
Product: heterogeneous nuclear ribonucleoprotein K-like
Biological process (GO): regulation of transcription by RNA polymerase II; regulation of mRNA splicing, via spliceosome
Cellular component (GO): cytoplasm; nucleus
Molecular function (GO): mRNA binding
Source: RefSeq, a predicted model, not a curated record